AUGGAUCAGUCUAGUGGAAAUGCAAUGCUUUUGAGGUUGAUAAACUCUCAGCAUUUCAGCUUGUUUUUAUGUAUUUCCUAUCUAGAGAGAUAUGCCUCAAACAUUGGUAUUUUUUCUUAUUUAUGCCAAAGAAUACGAUCCUACAAAUACGACGAAAUCCAGUUUUUUGUUCCCCAGCUAUGCCAAAUUCUAGUCACUGUCGAGACUCAGUCCAUGGCUCUUGAGGAUUUAUUGUUGGAUUUAUCCUCCCAGCAUCCCCAUUUCACCUUAUUGGCCUUUUGGCAGCUACAAGCUCACUUGCACGACUUAAGCCAGGACCCUGAAUCCUUUGGCUUUCAAAUCACAAGAAAAAUGUUAAAUUCUCUACAAUAUGUCAUCUACAACGCUACUCCUCCUCCAUCCAACCAAUUCAGAGAAAACAUUGCUCCUGCUCUAAUCUUAUCAAGUGCAAUAGCUGGUGCCAUCGCUUUACCUCAAUUAGCUUCCCAUAUUGGCCCACUAGCAAAAUCCCAGGGCAGAAAACAAAAAACCUAUGUCUUCCAAAUUGCUAAAAACUUUUCCGACGAACUAGUCAAAAAUUUAACUCUAAAAAAUACGAAAAAAAAUUCGUAUUUAUCUGUUUCAAGCUCAAAAUCUCAGCUAAACUUAAAUUCAACCUCAACCUCAAAUUCUUUUACAAAUUCCUCAAAUCCUUUCAAAAAUCAUGUCCAAAAUCAUAUCCAAAAUCACAAUAAUAAUCUCAAUUAUGACCAUAACCAAAAAUCUCUCAAUUCUCCAGUCAAACUACAUAGUUUCGAUAACAUCAAUAACGCAAACCACUUAAACACUCAAAUUAAUUUUGACACAAUUCAGCCUUCAUCUAUAAACCUAAAAAACAUGAACGAUCAAUUUAAAAAACCAAUCCCCGACACUCCUCCAACUUUUGACAACUUUGAUCUAAUCGAUAAAUACCCAAACUCUUUAUUCAACAACAAUACCGAUGGUGGUGCUCUUAAAAAUAAAAACCUAUAUAACAAUUACAACAAUAAAAAUAAACCUCCUUCAAGAGCUCAGACUUUAAGUAGGUCUUCUCUGCUUUUAAAUUGCAGAAAAAGAGAUAAUAAAUCUUCAAAUUCAAGACACCAUGGCUCAAAUAUUAGAAAUAUAUCUCCCACUUUAAUGUCAACAACAACAAAAAUAAAAUUGCUAAAAUCAAACUAUUACAGAUGUGAAACCCAAUUUGCCAUAGCUUUGCAACAAAUAUCCUUAAGAUUAAGUCAAGUCCCAAAAGAAGCAAGAUUGGCUUCUCUCAAAGCUGAACUAUCUCUACUAAAUAAAGAUUUACCUGCUGAAGUUGAUAUCCCCACUCUAUUUCCUCCAAACAAAAAGGGAAAAUUACACAAAAUCGUUAGAAUAACUCCAAAUGAAGCUGCUGUUUUAAAUUCCGCUGAAAGAGUUCCUUUUCUUUUACUAAUAGAGUAUUUAAACAACGAUCUAGAUUUUGACUCUUCUUCCUCAACAAAUUUACAACUAUUAAGAGAAAAACCUGAUAGAACUUAUAUCUUUGAUUUAGGUAUCCAAACCACAAAUUUAAAUUCUCCAAAAUCAACCGGCUUUAAUGAUAAUGAUAAUUACAAUGAUAAUGAUAAUGAUAAUAAUGACAAUAUCGACCACAACGAUACUCAUUUGCAUAUAAAUGAAAAGGAGGGUGACAUCGAUGAAGCAGAUUUGGCUGAUUUAUCGGUCAUUAAAAUCACUGAUAAUGAAAUUCAAAAUGAAAGACUCAGAAAAGAAUUAUUCGUUGCCAAUACUCAGGAUGUGCCCAUAUUAGAUUCUCCUCCAAUCAACAAUACUCAGAAUUCUUAUUCUAAACUAGUCAAUGGCAGAAAUCCCAACAUGACAAAUGAUGAUCUUGCAACUCACAUGAGAAUUGCUGCUGUCAUGUUAACUCAAUUAGACAAUCCAAGUAAUACUUUACCUUCUGAUCAAAGCGCAGCUAUAAAAGCAAAAAUCAUUGCAUCAAUGCAAUCAUUUCAAGAUAAUUUUGGACUUAAUGAUUACAUGAUUCGAGGAGAAAGAGGUGAAAGAAAAUUAGAAAAUGAUCUAAAAUUAGGUGGUGUCUCUAAUAAAAACUCAACUUCAUACCUUGGUGAGGAUUGGGACACCAAGAAAGAAAGAAUAAGAAAGGAAUCCCCAUAUGGCCAUUUCGAAGAUUGGGAUUUAUGUUCUGUGAUUGCAAAAAAUGGCGAUGACCUAAGACAAGAAGCAUUUGCAUGUCAAUUAAUUCAAGCUAUUGCAGACAUUUUAAAGGAAGCCAACGGCAAAGUUUGGGUCAAAAAAAUGAGAAUAUUGAUUACAAGUGCUAAUACUGGGUUGGUUGAAACUAUCACAAAUGCUAUUUCAAUCCACUCAAUUAAAAAAUCUCUAACAGGAAUUUUGAUCGAAAACGGAGAAAACCCUAAAGGUACAGUUCCACCUUUGACAGAGCACUUUAAAAGAGUAUUUGGUGACGAAAACUCCCUAAGAUAUAAUAGAGCACAAGACAAUUUUGCCUGUAGUUUGGCUCCAUAUUCAUUGAUUUGUUAUUUAUUACAAAUAAAAGAUCGACAUAAUGGUAACAUAAUGUUGGAUAAUGAAGGACACAUUAUUCAUAUUGAUUUCGGGUUUUUGCUAUCAAAUUCUCCUGGUAGUGUUGGUUUUGAAGCUGCUCCAUUCAAAUUAACUCAAGAGUAUGUAGAUAUAUUAGGAGGUGUGGAUGGAGAAUAUUUUCAUAAAUUUAGUAGAUUGAUGAAAGAAAGUUUCAAAAUCAUUAGAAAACAUGCUGAAAGUGUGAUAACAAUGGUAGAAUUAAUGCAAAAAGAAAGUUCUUUGCCUUGUUUUAAAGCAGGAGAUCAAACAGGUAUCCAAUUAAGGCAACGAUUUCAAUUGCAUUUAACAGAUUCAGAAUGUGAUAAAUUUGUUGAAAAUUAUUUGAUUCAAAAAAGUCUUGGGAGCAUUUAUACCAGACUAUAUGAUCAAUUUCAAUUGAUUACUCAGGGUAUAUACAGUUAG
Molecule: messenger RNA, 3030 nt
Organism: Ascoidea rubescens DSM 1968
Lineage: Eukaryota; Fungi; Ascomycota; Saccharomycetes; Ascoideales; Ascoideaceae
Gene: PIK1
Product: 1-phosphatidylinositol 4-kinase
Exons: 3
Coding region: 1-3030 (1009 amino acids)
Biological process (GO): phosphatidylinositol phosphate biosynthetic process; phosphatidylinositol-mediated signaling
Cellular component (GO): membrane; cytoplasm
Molecular function (GO): 1-phosphatidylinositol 4-kinase activity
Source: RefSeq, a predicted model, not a curated record